UGAUGCCCCUCGGCCUGGUGGCCGCACUGUCUUCUCCCCGCAUGGAGACGGACGGGAGGACGGUGUUAUCCGUGGCUUAUCGCUGUUCGUACAGUCCAAGAGCUGCGGGAGCGACGUCAGGUCAUGCCAACUUGGACCCCCACCACCGACCAGAAAUCACUCAACAAACGUGUGACAGCAGCUGGAUCGAACCAGUUUGAAACCUCAAGUAUUCCUAUUUAAAUCUCUCACCUGCAAUUCUGACGCCUGUCCUUCACCCUGCUUCUAGAGCACCUCACGAACCUCCUCCUCGCCCCUAUGUCCAAGAGAAAAGCAGACGAGAUGACCAAACCAGACCAGAAUGCCUGCCUGAUCGUCAUUGACGGUUGGGGAGUCCCCUCUGCCGACUCUCCCAAGAAUGGAGACGCCAUCACCAACGCCAAGACCCCCGUCAUGGACGAGUUCGCCAAGAGCGCCACCGGCUACACUGAGCUCGAGGCCUCCUCCCUCGCUGUCGGUCUGCCCGAGGGCCUGAUGGGCAACUCGGAAGUCGGCCAUCUGAACAUUGGCGCUGGUCGUGUUGUGUGGCAGGACGUUGUGCGCAUCGACCAGACCAUCAAGAAUGGCGAGUUCAGCAAGACUCCUGUCGUCAAGAAGACGCUCGAGGCUGCCAAGAACGGCAACGGCAGGCUGCACCUGUGCGGUCUCGUCUCUCACGGUGGUGUGCAUUCUAAGCAGAAGCACCUGUACGCCCUCCUCGAGGCCGCCAAGGAGUACCAGGUGCCCGAGGUCUACAUCCACUUCUUCGGCGAUGGCCGUGACACCGACCCCAAGUCUGGCGCCGGCUACCUGCAGGAGCUGCUGGACACCAUCAAGGAGCUCGGCGUCGGCAAGCUGGCUACCAUUGUCGGCCGUUACUAUGCCAUGGACCGUGACAAGAGGUGGGAGAGAGUUGAGCUCGCCCUCAAGGGCCUGGUCCUUGGCGAGGGUGAGGCCAGCAGUGACCCCGUCGCCACCGUCAAGGAGCGAUAUGAGAAGGGCGAGAACGACGAGUUCCUGAAGCCCAUCAUUGUGAACGGCGAUGAGGGUCGUAUCAAGGAUGACGACGUCGUCUUCUUCUUCAACUACAGAUCGGACCGUGCCCGACAAAUCACACAGCUCCUCGGAGACGUCGACCGAUCGCCAAGGCCCGACUUCAAGUACCCCAAGAUCAACAGGCUCGUGACCAUGACCCAGUACAAGGUCGACUACCCCUUCGAGAUCGCCUUCGCGCCCCAGCACAUGGGCAACGUUCUCGCAGAGUGGCUCGGCAAGCAGGAGGUCGAGCAGGUACACGUCGCCGAGACGGAGAAGUACGCCCACGUCACCUUCUUCUUCAACGGCGGCGUCGAGAAGGUGUUCAACCUCGAGACCCGUGACGAGUCGCAGGAUCUCGUCCCAUCCAACAAGUCCGUCGCCACCUACGACCAGGCCCCCGAGAUGUCCGCCGACGGCGUGGCCAACCAGGUCGCCAAGCGGCUGGGCGAGCACAAGUUCCCCUUCGUCAUGAACAACUUUGCCCCGCCCGACAUGGUCGGCCACACCGGCGUGUACGAGGCCGCCCUGGUCGGCGUCGAGGCCACCGACAAGGCCAUCGGCAAGAUCUACGAGGCCUGCAAGAAGGAGGGCUACAUCCUCUUCAUCACGUCCGACCACGGCAACGCCGAGGAGAUGAAGUUCCCCGACGGCAAGCCCAAGACCAGCCACACCACCAACAAGGUGCCCUUCGUCAUGGCCAACGCCCCCAAGGGCUGGAGCCUCAAGAAGGGCGACUCCGGCGUCCUGGGCGACGUCGCCCCCACCGUCCUCGCGGCCAUGGGCCUGGAGCAGCCCGAGGAGAUGACGGGCAAGAGCCUGCUCGUCAAGGCAUAAACAAACAAUAAAAGCAAAAGUGAAAAAAGGCGUUGUGUGGUGUGAGUACGGGCGUGUGGGUGUGAAUUGAAUGAUGAUUGGCAUGGGUAGCUAGCACUGGGGUUCAGGGGAUCAAGGGGUUCUACGGCGGGAUGGGAUGAAGAAAUGAUAUACAUACAGAGCUGAUAGACAAUACAUAGACGGGUCACGCAGAGGGGGUUUCCCGCCGGAAUACAAUACCGAAAAUCGACCAGAA
Diaporthe batatas is the source of this 2125-nucleotide messenger RNA. RefSeq lists its product as uncharacterized. Gene Ontology annotation, molecular function: manganese ion binding. Bases 298 to 1890 code for a protein of 530 amino acids. Gene Ontology annotation, cellular component: cytoplasm. NCBI's taxonomy places the organism in Eukaryota, Fungi, Ascomycota, Sordariomycetes, Diaporthales, Diaporthaceae. The transcript has 4 exons. The record is from RefSeq and is a predicted model, not a curated record. Gene Ontology annotation, biological process: glucose catabolic process.